Acaulospora colombiana is the source of this 456-nucleotide messenger RNA. The record is from the annotation of a GenBank genome assembly. NCBI's taxonomy places the organism in Eukaryota, Fungi, Glomeromycota, Glomeromycetes, Diversisporales, Acaulosporaceae.
AUGUGGAUUAAAAUAGUUAUGCAACAUGGGAUACUCCUUUUCAUCCUUUUAAUAUUCACUUUCCUAAAUAUUGCUUAUUUUCCAACAACCAUCGUCGCCACGGAACCUCCCUACGAUCCCUUCCUUAAAGAUCGUUCCCCGAAACUUAACAUUCCAAAUCUUCAUCAAAACGGAGACACCUCAAAUUCACCAUCACCAACAUCAGAUGCUUCGUUGGAUCAUCAAAAAAACGUUAUGACUGAGGUGUCCACCAAGAUAACAACGGUAGUGUAUUCGACAGUUUAUGGAAUUAAGCCAACGAAUAAGGGAAAGCCCUCGAUGGGAGAGAAAUCAUCGGGUUGCAAGGGAGUAAGGAACGGAGGUGGAAAAGAGGGAUUGGGGAUUUUGGCGAGCGCGAUAGUCGGAAUGAUUAUCAUUUUUCUGAAACAGUUGAACAUCGAGGCAGGAAACCAAUAA